UGAAUCAGCAAAUCAUUUAUUCUCUGUUGCCGUAUCUAACUGUCUAUUUUUAAAUUCACGCUCUGUUUUGUAUUUUUCGUUUGUUUCUGAACAAUGUCUGAUAAUAGUGAGACUUUGCGUCGUUCUACGAGGAUUAGGACUAAAGUCAACCUGAGUGACAAUGAAGAAACCUUCACACCGUCCAAAACGUCGAGAGUAACUAGAACGCCUUCAACGAGAACAAGAUCUCGUAAAAACAGUGGAUCUGAUGAGAGUCAACCUACAACUCCAGCUAAAACACUCGGAGGAACUAAAAGAGGAAGACCUAGGAAAUCCAGUGGUACAGAAGAUGAACCUGAACCAAAUCCCCGUGCUCUUAAGGAAGAACUUGAGAAAGAGCUCGAAACGAUUGAAGAAGACGUUCAAAAGCCCAAGGAGCUUUUCGAUGAUGAAGACGUGAGUGGGAACAAAAUGUAUGGAUUUCAAACUCCAUCGAGAAAAAACGGGAUGGCGCAAAAAGCCUUGCAAUCUCGGACCCCAGCACGAUCUGAGACGCCAAGGAGUCGAGCUGCUCGAGUACUACUUCAUAAAAUUGAUGAUGACAUAGUAACGAAAUCACCUGCAGCCAAAUCAAUCCUGGUGAAAAAUUCUACGAGAAUUCCAGAGAUCAAGAAAAGACAGGUUUACUUCCCAAGUGACAGUGAGAGCGUAUCCGAGGAUAGUGAAUACAUUCCCUCGAAUGAUGAAGAUGAUGAUGAAGAGGUAGAAGACGAAGAGAAUGAAACUGCUGAGAAUUCUCUGUCGGAUAAUGAAAAUAGUGAUGAUGGCUCUCCACGGAUACUGCGCAAAGGAUUGAAAAGAAAAGUUCCUGUGCCUAUUACUCCCUGUAGAAGAGGGAGAUCGAAGAAUAACAUUCAGUACAAGGAUUUUCAUUUGAAGACCGAUGAAUAUUUUUCGAUCCAAGCCGAGAAGGUUCUUACCUCGGAUCGCACUUUGAACCGUUUGAAGACCCCCCGUCUCAACGAGGAAAAGCUGCAAGAGCUUCUCAGCAACCAAAACCACAUAUCCAGGAGCCAUAAGGCUGGCAUCCAGGAGUUGACAAACGGUUACAGGUCAAUGUUUCCCAUGUGGUGCCAUGUGAUGGAGGAGGGAUACAGCAUUCUCCUGCAUGGCUUGGGCUCAAAGCGAACCCUGAUAAACGACUUCCACAGGGAAAUCAUAGCAGAUCAUCCGACACUUGUGGUUAAUGGGUUCUUUCCCAGCUUGACCAUCAAAGACGUUCUCGAUGGAAUAAUAACAGAACUCCUGGGACUAGAUGCCCCCUCGAACGCCAAUGAGUGCUUCAAUAUUAUCGAGGAGACGCUGAAGAAAAAUCCAGAGGAUAAAUUGUAUCUGUUGGUUCAUAAUAUUGAUGGCGCCAUGCUGAGGAACAGCAAAGCUCAGGAUAUACUGUCUCGUCUUGCUGCGAUGAAGAAUGUUAGGCUUUUGGCUUCUGUCGACCAUAUCAACGCUCCCCUCAUCUGGGAUAACGUCAAGAGGUCCAGGUAUAACUUCUACUGGUGGGAUGCGACUACUCUUCUCCCCUACGAGGCUGAAACUUCAUACGAGAGUUCACUCAUGGUCCAGCAGAGCGGAGCACUGGCUCUAUCAUCUCUCCACAACGUCUUUGCCUCCCUGACCACCAAUGCUAAAGCCAUUUAUAUUAUUUUGGUGAAGCACCAAAUAGAAAAUAGCACGAGCAACCUCUAUCCCGGGAUGGCCUUCAAGGAUCUGUACAGGGGAGCCCGGGAGGGCUUCCUCGUCAGCUCUGAUUUUGCUCUGAGAGCUCAGCUAACUGAAUUUAUCGAUCACAAGCUCGUCAAGACUAGGAGAAACGUCGAAGGAGCUGAAUAUUUAGUCAUUCCACUGAAUAAUUCACUUUUGAAGAAAUUUUUGGAGGAACAUGGGAAUGAGUGAAGGCUGUCUCAAUGAAUUUUUUGAUUUUGUAUUAUGAUGAAUUUUUUAUAAUUAUGUAAAUUAUUUUAAAUUAUA
Messenger RNA from Fopius arisanus, 2010 nucleotides. RefSeq names its product origin recognition complex subunit 2 (gene Orc2). The record is from RefSeq and is a predicted model, not a curated record. The coding region runs from base 94 to 1935 and encodes 613 amino acids. Gene Ontology annotation, cellular component: nucleus; nuclear origin of replication recognition complex. The transcript has 3 exons. Lineage: Eukaryota; Metazoa; Arthropoda; Insecta; Hymenoptera; Braconidae. Gene Ontology annotation, molecular function: DNA replication origin binding. Gene Ontology annotation, biological process: DNA replication.